UAAAGACGUGCUCAGGCGUGAGAUGGUAUUUGGGGCUGAGAAUGUGAGGCGCCAACCCUCAGAAGCAGGGUUUGGGCUGGGAACAGAGAUGAGGGAGGGCUUAGCCUACGGGGAAGGGCUUGGCAAGGAGGGGAGAACUUGGGAUCCGUCUGUGGGGUGUGGCAGGAGGGAGCAGGCGCAGGAGCAUCCCUUCAGUUUGGAUCGGGUUGCGGGGACCCCCGUAGACCUAGCCUCUUCUGGCCGUUCCGCUCCUCCGGUACCUGCAGCCGCCACCACUUUUCGAAGACAUUCCCGGCCAACCCGUCCACGGAGCCUCCCGCCGAGUGCGUGGGCGCGGGCGGCGCAGCUCCGCCUCCGGGAAUUUCCCACCCGCGGGAGUGCGGGCCCUAGGCCGGGGUCGCGCGCCCACGCCUCGGUCGCUCCUAGGACCUCGGGUGCAGCCGGUGAAGGAAGUGAGAGCCUCAGAGGAACCUGCCGAACGACCGUCACUCACCGGAGCCUGUCGGGGAGCCAGCCUGGUCCCCGCGGCCCCGAGAUGAGGAGCGGCUGGGGACCCUGGUCCUUCGCGCUCCGCCUCCUCCUGCUAGCGCAGCUGGCUGUGCCAGGCGAUGGCAAUGAGGGCAGCAGAGCUGGAAGCUGUCAUUGUGAUAAAAGUUUUUCUUCUGACUCUCCAACGUUUAAAGAAAUAGAACGUUUCCAAAAACUACUGAAAGACUAUAAUCGCUGUUCUCACUAUGUCAGGUUCCAACUAAAGUACCAAGGACAGUCCAGGAGUGUAUGUGGGGGCAGCAAGGACCAGUGGGUGAAUGAAUUGAUCAGCUGCUUUGAUCUGAGCGAAUGCGGACAUGCUUACUCUGGAAGAGUGGUCCAGCAGGAGCAUUCACCUCCCCCCAGGACCCAGAUUCCUGAGUCCACUGAAGGGGCACCUGCAGUCACGGACACCCCUGCUCAGACGUACCUGCCAUUCACCCUGCAGUCUACCCAGCAGCCUACGCUUCCAGUAGGAACACUGUCCUUGGACAAAAAGCUCAUCCACUCCCAAGAAACCACUACUUCCUCUGUGGGCCACAGUGUAGAGGUUGGGCCUGAAGCUGGGGUGAACCAGAAGCACUUGGAAGAAAAUGUGGGUCCUACAGCUGGGUCACAUGAUGCCAUGGUGCCAGUGCUGUCUCUCUUGGGCAUCAUCCUCACUGGAGCCCUUCUCUAUGUGGUGUGUAAGAGGAGAAGUAAGCAGUCACCGUGGUACUCUCCAGAUUUGCAGCGUCAAUAUAGACCUGUGGCAUCAUAUUCAUUCCAACAGUUGGGCUAAGAAUGGAAGCUUGUGAGAGUAGAAAAUGUGAUUUAUCCACUACCAUAAACAUUUAAUAAACUGGAACAUUCUCUCUGGCACACAGUAGGCACUCUGUACCUAUCUGCUACUGUUUAACACCAGCCACUGCCCUCUGUUAGAGCUUUCUUUUUGUCUUUACAUUGUGUAAAAUUCUGAAUGUAUAUUAUUUUUACUAAAAAGUAUUUUUCUAA
This is a messenger RNA of Myotis davidii, 1521 nucleotides long. RefSeq names its product chemokine (C-X-C motif) ligand 16 (gene CXCL16). Gene Ontology annotation, biological process: positive regulation of cell growth; T cell chemotaxis; response to type II interferon. Bases 23 to 1309 code for a protein of 428 amino acids. The transcript is spliced from 6 exons. Gene Ontology annotation, molecular function: chemokine activity; scavenger receptor activity; low-density lipoprotein particle receptor activity. NCBI's taxonomy places the organism in Eukaryota, Metazoa, Chordata, Mammalia, Chiroptera, Vespertilionidae. The record is from RefSeq and is a predicted model, not a curated record.